AUGUCUGCUGCAAAGUGUGUGGUGUCUCUGAUGGUGGUGCUGGUGGCUGCAGUGUGUGUGGCUCAUGCACAGGAGAGGAUUAAGAUGUGUGGGAGAGACCUGAUACGUCUGGCUGUCUCGUCUUGUGGUAGCUCUCGGCUGAGGAGAAGCAUCCCGGACGUGGACCUGGGACAGCAUCAAUACACCUCUCACUGGGACCAGGACGCCUCCGUAGAGGACCAUCAGGCUACUGAGACAGUCAACAUUCCUCUAGAGUCUGACGGGGAGAUGGAUGUCUUCUCCUUGGCACCUCACUGGUAUCCCCUGUCCUCUCGGAUUAGACGAGCUGCUGGAAAAAUAUCUGAUAUUUGCUGUGAGAAAGGAUGCAGCAUGAAAGAACUUAUCCAAUUUUGCUAG
This is a messenger RNA of Plectropomus leopardus (leopard coralgrouper), 396 nucleotides long. RefSeq names its product insulin-like 3 (Leydig cell) (gene insl3). The record is from RefSeq and is a predicted model, not a curated record. Gene Ontology annotation, molecular function: hormone activity; G protein-coupled receptor binding. Gene Ontology annotation, biological process: adenylate cyclase-inhibiting G protein-coupled receptor signaling pathway. Lineage: Eukaryota; Metazoa; Chordata; Actinopteri; Perciformes; Serranidae. Gene Ontology annotation, cellular component: extracellular region.